Molecule: messenger RNA, 330 nt
Organism: Elgaria multicarinata webbii
Lineage: Eukaryota; Metazoa; Chordata; Lepidosauria; Squamata; Anguidae
Gene: RPRM
Product: reprimo, TP53 dependent G2 arrest mediator homolog
Exons: 1
Coding region: 1-330 (109 amino acids)
Source: RefSeq, a predicted model, not a curated record
AUGAACGCCUCGCUGGGGAAUCAGACCGAGGUGGCGGCGCUCUUCCUGGCCAACAGCAGCGACUCCCUGGAGCGGGUGCUGCGCUCCUUCACGCCCAGCUCGGUGGUGACCGACGACGGCUUCGUGGUGACCGCCCCGGACGAGCGCAGCCUGUACAUCAUGCGGGUGGUGCAGAUCGCCGUCAUGUGCGUCCUCUCGCUCACCGUCGUCUUCGGCAUCUUCUUCCUGGGCUGCAACCUGCUCAUCAAGUCCGAAGGCAUGAUCAACUUUUUGGUGAAGGACCGCAGGCCGUCCAAAGAGGUGGAGGCGGUGGUGGUGGGACCUUACUGA